GGUCCCGGGAAUGUGGUGGGUUAGGGGGUCUGAGCGUAGUUGGACUGUGAAGGGGAGCGGCCUCCCUGUAUGUAGCCCCUGCAGCCUUCUCCUCUCCCCGGGUCCCUGGCCUGACUCGUCGCGUGCGAGGACCCUGAUGGCUCCGGUCCCUGCGGGCCGGCGCCUCAGCAGCAGGCCCAACGCUUCCCUGCCUGAUGCGUUCGAAAGACCCUAAAAUCUUGGAUGAAAAUACUUACCUGGGAAACUGAGUCUCUGUUCUUUCUCAAGCUGGUCUUGAACUUCUGGCCUCAAGCAGUCCUUCCACCUCAGCCUAGAAUCUGCUACAAUUAUAGGUGUGAGCCACAACACCCAGCCUGAAAUCUAAUUCUAAUAGCAACUUUGUCUACAAAGACUGUACAACUACUGAAGUUGGGGCCCAGGGAGGGAAAACUCCCAGAACUUCUCGGUCCUGAUGCCUGACCAUGGAGAUGUGAGCCUCCCACCCGAAGAUCGGGUGAGGGCUCUCUCCCAGCUGGGUAGUGCAGUGGAAGUGAAUGAAGACAUUCCACCCCGUCGGUACUUCCGCUCUGGAGUUGAGAUUAUCCGAAUGGCAUCCAUUUACUCUGAGGAAGGCAACAUUGAACAUGCCUUCAUCCUUUAUAACAAGUAUAUCACGCUUUUUAUUGAGAAACUACCAAAGCACCGAGAUUACAAAUCUGCUGUCAUUCCUGAAAAGAAAGACACAGUAAAGAAAUUAAAGGAGAUUGCAUUUCCCAAGGCAGAAGAGCUGAAGGCAGAGCUAUUAAAACGAUACACCAAAGAAUAUACAGAAUAUAAUGAAGAAAAGAAGAAGGAAGCAGAGGAAUUUGCCCGGAACAUGGCUAUCCAGCAGGAGCUGGAGAAGGAAAGACAGAGGAUAGCACAACAGAAGCAGCAACAAUUAGAACAGGAACAGUUCCAUGCCUUUGAAGAAAUGAUCCGGAACCAGGAGCUAGAAAAAGAACGACUAAAAAUUGUGCAGGAGUUUGGGAAAGUGGACCCUGGCCUAGGUGGCCCGCUGGUGCCUGACUUGGAAAAGCCCGCUUUAGAUGUGUUCCCCACCUCUCCUAUCUCAUCCACACAGCCUGCAGACUGUAACACAACUGUAAGGCCAGCUAAGCCUCCUCUGGUGGAUAGGUCCUUGAAACCUGGAGCAUUGAGCAACUUAGAAAGUAUUCCUACCAUAGAUGGAUUGCGCCAUGUGGUGGUACCCGGGAGGCUGUGCCCACAGUUUCUCCAGUUAGCCAGUGCCAACACUGCCCGGGGAGUAGAGACAUGUGGAAUUCUCUGUGGAAAACUGAUGAGAAACGAAUUUACCAUUACCCACGUUCUCAUCCCCAAGCAAAGUGCUGGAUCUGACUACUGUAACACAGAGAAUGAAGAAGAACUUUUCCUCAUACAGGAUCAGCAGAGUCUCAUCACAUUGGGCUGGAUUCAUACUCAUCCCACACAGACCGCCUUUCUCUCCAGUGUUGACCUACACACUCACUGCUCCUACCAGAUGAUGUUGCCAGAGUCAAUAGCCAUUGUUUGCUCUCCUAAGUUCCAGGAAACUGGAUUCUUUAAACUAACUGACCAUGGACUAGAGGAGAUAUCUUCCUGUCGCCAGAAAGGGUUUCACCCACACAGCAAGGAUCCACCUCUGUUCUGUAGCUGCAGCCAUGUGAGUGUUGUGGACAGAGCCGUGACCAUCACAGACCUUCGAUGAGCACUUGAGUCGGGCACCUUCUAAGAACUACAAAAUCAUAUCAGUGUACUGUAGCCCCUUAAUUGAAGCUUUCAAGCUUUUUUAGCCAGAAUAGAAAGGGGGCAUCACUUGGGGAAGAACUGAUUUUCUGUUUCUGGUUUGAAAAGAAAUAACUGAAUGUAUUUUUUAGGCAAGUCUAGAAAAGAGCAUGAUGACACUAAAGCAAUUGUAACUCAAAAAUUAAGUUAAAGGAAUGGUAUAAUGAACUCCCAUACGUCCUUCAUUCUAAAGUUGCCAAUCGUUAACAUUUUUUUUUCUUUUAGCUGUCCUUCAGUUUCUACACCAACCUGCUUAUUAUUUACCCCUGCACUAAAUAAGGGAAUCUAUGCAGAAAUUUGGAAGCCAUUUAGAUAAUAUUUGGAGUUUUCCUGUGGUUUAUGGUGAUAUUAAUGGGGCUUAUUAUAAAGAUGAAGGAUAGCUCACUACAUCUGACCAGAUGGUGAGGCUUAUAAAACCUUGAAGAGUGAUUUUGUCAGGAAUUAUUGUUAUUUAAAAAAUAUUGCAGAAUAUUUUCCUGUACAAUAAAAUAAAAUUUAA
Molecule: messenger RNA, 2302 nt
Organism: Nycticebus coucang (slow loris)
Lineage: Eukaryota; Metazoa; Chordata; Mammalia; Primates; Lorisidae
Gene: STAMBP
Product: STAM binding protein
Exons: 11
Coding region: 452-1726 (424 amino acids)
Biological process (GO): protein K63-linked deubiquitination
Cellular component (GO): endosome; cleavage furrow
Molecular function (GO): K63-linked deubiquitinase activity; protein binding; metal-dependent deubiquitinase activity
Source: RefSeq, a predicted model, not a curated record